AGAAGGGGACAUCUGCGGAAAUCGGAAGGCAGAAGACCAGCAGAGGAAAAGAAACCCCCAGCAGGUGGAAACAAGAUCCAGAGCAAACCAGUCGGAUCCACAGUUGUUUUUCUGCAAGAGAAGUGCCAGACGAUUGCCCUUUUCCCCUUCAGUGAAUGAAAAGUACUUUUACCCUCUUAAAAGAAAAGGCAAAGGGGAGAGAAAAAUCUGUUUUCUUAAGGGGAGAGCUGAGGGAAAUCCAGACUAUCUCUUUUCGAAGCGUCUGAAAUAAGCCACUGCCUGGUACACAUUGCAGAACCAUCCCGCUUUCUGAAGAUCUACAUCCCUCCCGGGAGAAUUCCAGCCGGAGGAGCUGGUACAGUUUUAUUUUUGUAUUUAAAUAUCUAUGUCUAUUCUUUCCCCUCCCUUUUAACAACAACGUUCCUUGUUCGUAAGCACGAGUGACGAGAAAGUGUCCAUACAGAGUAGAAACAUAUUUCCAUUUUCUCUUUUACCUGCCUGUGUCUUUCUAAAGAGGAUAGGGGUGGUCCUUAUUUUGAAAAAGGACAUUUUCAUUGGAAAGGCUCGCUCUGUAAAUAUAUUUACACCCAUUCGUAUUUAGAGAGAGAGAUACCUUUUGGAGGUUGAACUCCUGAGAAAGAUGGAAAAAGGAGCCAGGCACCGAAACAACACUGAAAAGAACCAGCCAGGUGGGAGCGAGUCAGAGACGGGGUCCGAAGAGGGCGGAGUAGGCCUGAAGAAGGAGAUCGGAUUGGUCAGUGCCUGCGGUAUCAUUGUAGGGAACAUCAUUGGCUCUGGAAUCUUCGUCUCGCCGAAGGGUGUGCUGGAGAAUGCCGGCUCCGUGGGCCUCGCUCUUAUCAUCUGGAUCGUAACGGGUCUCAUUACAGCUGUGGGAGCCCUUUGCUAUGCUGAACUCGGGGUUACCAUCCCCAAAUCUGGAGGUGACUACUCCUACGUCAAGGAUAUCUUUGGAGGAUUGGCUGGGUUCCUGAGGCUGUGGAUUGCUGUGCUGGUGAUUUACCCCACGAACCAGGCUGUCAUCGCCCUCACCUUCUCCAACUACGUGCUACAACCACUCUUCCCCACCUGCUUUCCCCCAGAGUUUGGCCUCCGACUCCUGGCUGCCAUCUGCCUAUUGCUCCUCACAUGGGUCAACUGUUCCAGUGUGCGGUGGGCCACCAGGGUUCAAGACAUUUUCACGGCUGGGAAGCUCCUGGCCCUGGCCCUGAUCAUCAUCAUGGGGGUUGUACAGAUCUGCAAAGGAGAAUACUUCUGGCUGGAGCCAAAGAAUGCAUUUGAUAAUUUCCAGGAACCCAACAUCGGCCUCAUUGCACUGGCUUUCCUUCAGGGCUCCUUUGCCUACGGAGGCUGGAACUUUCUUAAUUACGUGACUGAGGAACUUGUUGAUCCCUACAAGAACCUUCCCAGAGCCAUCUUCAUCUCCAUCCCACUGGUCACAUUUGUGUAUGUCUUUGCCAAUGUCGCUUAUGUCACUGCAAUGUCCCCCCAGGAGCUGCUGGCAUCAAACGCAGUCGCUGUGACUUUCGGAGAGAAGCUCCUAGGGGUCAUGGCCUGGAUCAUGCCCAUUUCCGUUGCCCUGUCCACAUUUGGAGGAGUCAAUGGGUCUCUCUUCACCUCCUCCCGGCUGUUCUUUGCUGGAGCCAGGGAGGGCCACCUUCCCAGCGUGUUGGCCAUGAUCCAUGUGAAGCGUUGCACACCCAUCCCAGCCUUGCUCUUCACAUGCAUCUCCACCCUGCUGAUGCUGGUCACCGGUGACAUAUACACACUCAUCAACUAUGUGGGUUUCAUCAACUACCUCUUCUACGGGGUCACAAUUGCUGGACAGAUAGUUCUUCGCUGGAAGAAGCCUGACAUCCCCCGCCCCAUCAAGAUCAACCUGCUGUUCCCCAUCAUCUACCUGCUGUUCUGGGCCUUCCUGCUGGUCUUCAGCCUGUGGUCGGAGCCCGUGGUGUGUGGCAUUGGCCUGGCUAUCAUGCUGACAGGAGUACCCGUCUAUUUCCUGGGUGUUUACUGGCAACACAAGCCCAAGUGUUUCAAUAACUUCAUCAAGGUGCUAACCUUGGUGAGCCAGAAGAUGUGUGUGGUUGUGUACCCCGAUAUGGGAGGGAGCUCGGAGACAGGGAUGAUGAAUGAAGACACAGAGGAGCAGUGGCAGCCCAUCAACCAACCCAUUGCUUCCAAGGACAAGGACUCAAUGGGAAAGCCCCAGCCCUGAGGACCCCUCUCAGCUGCCUCCUCCCUCCUUCACCCCCUUUCUGCCCUCCUUCCCAGCCUGGGUCCCCCCAACACACACCCCUCUGCUUCUGUCUAGCAGGGGUAGCACGUGGGGUGAGUGGUGAGAAACUAUAAACAAAGACACUGACAUCUGUACCCAAAGAACCAGCCCUUCGCCCCCAGGGCCUGUGUCCAAAACCAGGGCUGCCCAUGCUCCGAGCUGUUAGAGGAGAGAAGAGCUGCAGGAGGGUCCUACAGGGCCCCCCCCAGGCCCACACCCUGGUUGCCUUCUCAGAAACCUCACUUCAGUACUGCCUUCCCUUCCCAUUCCUGAGCUCAAGGCCUCAGCUCUGAGAGAAGUGGCAGCAGCAAGCAACAGUGAGUAGGUUGGGCAGGGACAGACUCAUGCAAAUCUGUCACCAUUAAAAGUCAGCUGGAGAGACCUAUACCCCCUCCCUUCACGAGGGGCCCAAGAAAUCGGAAGUGAUGCUUCCCUCUGCCUUCUUCCCCACCCCUCCCCAC
Molecule: messenger RNA, 2757 nt
Organism: Miniopterus natalensis
Lineage: Eukaryota; Metazoa; Chordata; Mammalia; Chiroptera; Miniopteridae
Gene: SLC7A8
Product: solute carrier family 7 member 8
Biological process (GO): amino acid transmembrane transport; neutral amino acid transport
Cellular component (GO): membrane
Molecular function (GO): neutral L-amino acid transmembrane transporter activity; L-amino acid transmembrane transporter activity
Source: RefSeq, a predicted model, not a curated record